This is a messenger RNA of Aureococcus anophagefferens, 759 nucleotides long. RefSeq lists its product as hypothetical. The coding region runs from base 1 to 759 and encodes 252 amino acids. NCBI's taxonomy places the organism in Eukaryota, Pelagophyceae, Pelagomonadales, Pelagomonadaceae. Gene Ontology annotation, biological process: photosynthesis, light harvesting in photosystem I; response to light stimulus. The transcript has a single exon. Gene Ontology annotation, cellular component: membrane. The record is from RefSeq and is a predicted model, not a curated record.
AUGAAGCUCAUCCUCGCCCUCGCCGCCAGCAGCGUCACCGCCUACGUCGCGCCCGUCGCGCCGCGCGCGGCGACGCGCGUGUCCGAGACCAAGGCGGACCUCGAAGCGCUCGCGACGAACCUCAACCCCAUCGUCGGCUACUGGGACCCGCUCAACGUCGCGGACACGGUCGACGGCGCGUUCUACGGCUUCGACAACGCGGGCGCCAUCGCCUGGUGGCGGCAGGCGGAGAUCAAGCACGGCCGCGUCGCGAUGGCCGCGUUCGUCGGCUACUGCGUGCAGGCCAACGGCUACCACUGGGGCACGAAGAUGACCCUCGGCGGCGCGGACUGGCCCACGGGCAGCCCGGCCGAGCAGUGGGACGCGCUCCCCGCCGCGUCCAAGUGGCAGAUCAUCCUCUUCGUCGGCAUCAUGGAGCUCUUCGCGGAAUCCGUGCCGCCGCACUACAUGAAGGGCGGCCAGCCGGGCAAGUUCCCGUCCUUCGCCGAGGCCUACAAGGAGGGCCGCGGCUUCCCCCACCCCGUGCCCUUCGACCUCUACGACCCCUUCGGGUUCUCGAAGAACCGGUCGCCCGAGGCCAAGGCCCGCGGCCUCCUCGUCGAGAUCAACAACGGCCGCGCGGCCAUGCUCGGCAUCUUCGGCUUCCUCGCCGAGUCCAAGGUGUCCGGCUCCGUGCCCGUCCUCACGGGCCUCGGCAUCCCCCACUACGACGGCGACUACAUGGCGCCCUUCGCCGCCAACUUCCACAUCGGCGCCUAG